Messenger RNA from Patiria miniata (bat star), 1413 nucleotides. Its product is annotated as unconventional myosin-Va-like. Gene Ontology annotation, biological process: protein phosphorylation. The transcript is spliced from 10 exons. The coding region runs from base 1 to 1362 and encodes 453 amino acids. NCBI's taxonomy places the organism in Eukaryota, Metazoa, Echinodermata, Asteroidea, Valvatida, Asterinidae. The record is from RefSeq and is a predicted model, not a curated record. Gene Ontology annotation, molecular function: protein kinase activity; GTPase binding.
AUGAAGAGAAGAUGGGGCAGUUUGGAGAUUUACCAGGCUGUUGUUAAGAGAAAAGAGCGUCUUGAAAUCCCUGCUGAGUGCCCUGAUACUAGUCUGGCUGAGCUCAUGGCGUGGUGCUGGGAUGCAGAUCACCGUCAGAGACCCGACAUGAAGGAGGUGCAUCAAUUCCUUGUUGAAUUUGACGCGACAGAUGCAAGUAACUACCCCAACGUCACUAAGCAAAACAACCGCUGCAUCACACCACUCAGCACUGGCCAACAUCAGCAACAGGACGCAGAUAGCGCCGGCCAUCGUGAGCAUGAAAAACGCGAGAUCCUGGGAAUGCUGGAACUUUCAUCCCAAGAAUGCGGAGAGUCAUCUACCGGGCUUACCGGCUUACAUCAUCUUCAUGUGCAUACGUCACGCGGACGAUAUCAACGACGAUCGAAGGUCAAAGUGCUUCUCACGGGAGUGAUCAACGGCAUCAAGAAGACUGUCAAAAAUCACUUUGAGGACUUUGAGUAUGUGUCCUUCUGGCUGACAAACACGAUUCGGUUGAUGCACACACUCAAGCAGUACAGCGGUGAAGAUAAAUUCGCCAGUCAGAACACACACCGGCAGAACGAGCACUGUCUUAGGAACUUUGACCUGUCGGAGUACCGUCAGGUCAUGAACGAUCUCGGAGUUCACAUCUACCAAAUGCUUGUCCACAUCAUUGAGAACAAACUACAGCCGAUGAUUGUUCCUGCCAUGCUGACACCAUUGGGUCUGAUGAGGGGCCAUAUAACCAUAGAAUCCUUAAUCAAACAGCUCACCACGUUCCUAACAGUAAUGAAUAAUCACGGCACGGACCCUGAAGUCGUCAAGCAAGCCAUCAAACAGUCCUUCUAUUUAGUAACCGCCAGUACUAUCAACAUCAUACUGCUGAGGAAGGACAUGUGUCAUUGGUCCAAAGGUGUUCAGAUCAGGUACAAUAUGAGUGAGUUGGAAGAGUGGCUACGGAGCAGCAGACUCUACGAUCGCAACAUGGAGGAGACGUUGGAGCCCCUGGUCCAGAUAGCUCAGCUGCUUCAGGUCAAGAAGAGAACGGAAGACGACGUCAGGCUCAUCUGCGAAACCUGCACGAAACUCACUACAACACAGGUCGUGAAGAUCCUGAAUCUCUACACACCCGACAAGUACGAGGAAAAGACAGAAGUGUCUUUCAUCCGCAAGGUGCAGGGCAAGCUAGCGGGAAGGAUGACGCCCAAGAAAGAUGCACAACUCCUGCUUGACACCAAGUACAUGUUCCCUGUCACCUUCCCCUUCAACCCAUCCUCCGUACUGCUCAAUGAGAUCACCAUUCCCGACACUUUCAAAUUGGACUGCGUCAAGCGAGUAUGAGGGAAGUUACCGACGUGUAGUUCAUGACAUCGUCCUUAGGGCCCGUGACCA